Messenger RNA from Olea europaea var. sylvestris, 2038 nucleotides. RefSeq names its product zinc finger protein ZAT4-like. NCBI's taxonomy places the organism in Eukaryota, Viridiplantae, Streptophyta, Magnoliopsida, Lamiales, Oleaceae. The transcript has a single exon. The record is from RefSeq and is a predicted model, not a curated record. Bases 366 to 1868 code for a protein of 500 amino acids.
CAAAAUUUUCAGCAGAGAAAAACUUCUCUCUCUAUCCCUAAUUUUAAUUUUUUUUUCCUUCCUUGAUUUGGCUUUGUUCAUAGCCGUCUUUAGCUACAAAGCUAACUGUCCCCUUCUUUUAAUUUCUUCAAGUUUCAACUACUUUAUAGCUACUUCUACUAGUAAUAGAAGAGAAAUUAGAGAGGAAAACAAAGAGAGCUCUUUGCCUUUGCUUUUCUUGUUCAUCAGAUCUUUUAACACUCCACCUAAAAUUCAAGAAUCUGAAAUCCCGGAAUUCGGUUUCGAUUUCGGCUUCAUGAGAUAAUCUCUUUCUUGAUCAUUCUCUGAUCUUAGUUUGUUGGAUUUUGAUUUGAUCGACAGAUUCAAUGGAGGAAGAUCAGGGUCAAAAACAUAUGUGCAAGUUUUGUAGCAAAAGCUUUCCCUCCGGAAGAUCCUUAGGAGGCCACAUGAGGUCUCAUUUGAUCAAUAUUUCAUCUGAUGAGAAAUUGAUUAAAAAAAAGAAGCUUCCACCUCUUGCCAAUUCGAAAAGUAACUCCGAAAAUGUUUACGAACUUCAGGAGAAUCCAAAGAAGAAGAACGAGCUCUCGAAGUCAUCAAACGACGAGAAGGAUAGUUUGUUUAAGGACAGGAUUUGUAAAGAAUGUGGAAAAGGAUUCCAAUCUUGGAGAGCUUUGUUUGGUCACAUGAAGUGUCACUCUGUAAAUGGAAGGAACAUUUCUAGCGUCGACGAGGAAUCUUGGAAUGGUUCGAAUGAUCAUCUGAAGCCGGAUUUGGAUAGCGAAUCGGAUAAUGAAGGCUUGACUCCGUGCAGGAGAAAGAGAUCGGAUAGAAUGAUCAAAAGGUACAACACUUCAUCUUCUUUAAGUACUAUUGCUGCUAAUUUGUCAUCCUGCAUUUCUGAGAUUGAUCAGCAAGAACAAGAAGAGGUUGCCAUUAGUUUAAUUAUGCUUUCAAGGGAUGUUUCGAAUUGGAGUAUUAUGGAUUCUGUUCUUGAUCAAUCCUCUGAAAAUAAUUCUAACUUUUUAGAGUCGAGCAAAAUUUCUCUACUGAAAUCAAAGAAAUCCAAGUCUGAUGAGGAAGAUUUCGGAUUCAAAACUCCUGUUAUUCCAAUAAAUGGCCUCAAAAUGAGCAAAUCUCAUGUUUCCGCAUGUGGGUUUCUUGAGAAAAAGAAUCUUGAUAACGAGUCCGAAGUUAACUCGCCCAAGAAAUUGAUCAAGAAAAGCGAAUCGGAAAAGUUUGAGAUAGAUUCUAAUAAGAAGAACAAGUUAAGCAAGAGAAAGUGCAUUGGUUUAUAUGAUCCUCAGUUGAGUGUGCCAGAGAAUUUCCAAGAAAAAGUUGCUUAUUUUGGUACUUCUGAUUAUUUAUUCUGUGAGAAAAAACCAAAAUUUGAGUGCACAACUUGCCACAAGGCCUUUUCUUCUUAUCAAGCACUUGGAGGCCAUAGAGCUAGCCAAAAGAAGUUCAAAGGCUGCUGCACUCCAAACGGCGAAGACAUCCUCAAUUCUGAUCAAAUUUCACCAAAUCAAACUGCCAAUGAUAAACUCAUGAUCGAUAUUUUUGCAAUGAAGGCAGAAUCAGAAAUCAGGUUCAAGAAUAAUUCUAAGGAUCACGAAUGCCCGAUUUGCUUUAAAGUUUUCGCAUCAGGCCAAGCCUUAGGUGGCCACAAGAGAUCACACUUAAUUCGCGAGGCGAAAUCCAAUCCAUCUAUUGUAAUCGAAAAACAAGAACCAAUUCGAGAUUUUCUCGAUCUCAACUUGCCUGCACCUGUCGAAGAAGAUCUCGAUAACGAUCGACUCAGGUUGAAGCCUUGGUGGAGAGGAACCAGCAGCCUUGAGCACGAGCUACUACUGAGCCUACUCUCUAGCUGAUGAUCCUGCACAUUUCUUGGUUAAUUUCCCAUGAAAAACACGCAGAGGAAAGUGUACAGAUUCAUUAAUUAUUUGCAGAUUUCUCAAAAGUAAUAACUACUUCUAUGUUUCAUGUUCUUUUUACCUAAUCAUUUUCACAAGUUAUAAUUAUAAGUUACAAAUUUUACUGA